AUGGCCUUGGCAACUGAAUCCAUUGGCGUCUAUGGCCUCCGUCAACUGCCAUCUCCCGACUAUGAAUAUUACGAUGUACCUGAGUUGCCUCUUACACAUAGACGGAGUUCAUCAAAGACUGCGAGAAAAUACAAGUUUGACUACAACAUUGCCGACCACGAGGGCAACCAGCAAUAUCGGAUCGAAAGGGCCGACACGCAGAACACCAAGACGGGCGCGUACGGAUACCGAAAUGUCAACGGGAUCUUCCGCCACGUGAACUACAUCGCAGACAAAUACGGCUUCCGCACUGUGGUGAACACAAACGAACCCGGUACCGCCCCUAUGGACUCUGCUGACGCCGUCUUCAACGCUGCUCCCAUCAAAAUUCUUCCUGUUAAGGCACCCCAACAUUCAAUAGCUGCCGAAAACAUUUGGUAUGCAGGCCUCGCAAAAGAAUAUGGCGGACGUUACGGCCUCCGGAACGGCGUACCUGCCCCUUCAAAAUAUCAUCAGCAAAGGCUGCCUGAGGUUGAUACCGAUCACAUCGGCUUUGCGAAUCCAGAGCCGAACUCGGAUUACUACUACUAGUAGCCUUGAAAUGAAGACUCCCCAUGCGACCGCACUUCCUGACGUCUCAUCAUGAAAUUCCUUCUCCUUAACACAGAAAACCCGUUUUUUUUUUUCAAAGCAUCUAUGUCUAGUCUAUCGCACAGCAGAAAUAUAUGCUACAAACAAGUCAUUGCAUAAGCAACAGGCUUCCUGUGCAUUUUGUAGCCUCAACCAAAUAUUUAUUUCACGGUAUGCCAUAAGAAUGUUUGAAGCUUAACAAAGGAGACAUCAGCAUGCAAAGUCGGAUCCCCAGCUACUCCGAUAUCAAAAGCGAAAAUGACAAGCGAGUGCAGUGUAGCGCCACCAUUGAUGUAAAGUUUUAUAUGAAUAGCCUGCUCUACGUGCAACAGCGAGCCUGAGAAGGCACCAACUUGCAACUUCGAAACAGAAAGUAGCUUACGAAAGCCAACGCCAAGAAGUAAAAACCAUUUCUUUGGCUGCCGUUGGUUGCCAUCAGAACUGGGGUGUUCGGACGUUCUGUGCCCAUCAUCCGUGCCAUUUGGCACAGGUUGCAACUGUGCGGCCUAUCGGCUGAUGGUCCAAGGUGA
Dermacentor silvarum is the source of this 1139-nucleotide messenger RNA. Its product is annotated as adult-specific rigid cuticular protein 15.7-like. Gene Ontology annotation, cellular component: chitin-based extracellular matrix. Lineage: Eukaryota; Metazoa; Arthropoda; Arachnida; Ixodida; Ixodidae. The transcript has 2 exons. The record is from RefSeq and is a predicted model, not a curated record. Gene Ontology annotation, molecular function: structural constituent of chitin-based larval cuticle. The coding region runs from base 1 to 570 and encodes 189 amino acids.